Messenger RNA from Sorex fumeus (smoky shrew), 1475 nucleotides. Its product is annotated as BPI fold-containing family B member 1-like. Bases 3 to 1427 code for a protein of 474 amino acids. The transcript is spliced from 15 exons. Gene Ontology annotation, molecular function: lipid binding. Lineage: Eukaryota; Metazoa; Chordata; Mammalia; Eulipotyphla; Soricidae. The record is from RefSeq and is a predicted model, not a curated record.
AGAUGGCCCGCCCAGGGACACUCACCAUCCUGUCUGUGCUCCUGUCGGCUGCCUUGGUGGGAGCCCACCUCGGCCCACCUGCUGCUCUCAGCCUCAGCCCGGAAAUCCUUAAAGAAAAGUUCACACAGGAGCUGAAGGACCAUGAUGCCAUUGACAUCCUCAAGAAGCUGCCCCUGAUCAACGCCAUGCGGGACGAGCCUGCCGGGGGCAUCCCCUUAAUUGGCGGCCUGGUGAGCUCCAUCCUCAAGUACAUUGUCUGGCUGAAGGUGACCUCGGCCAGCAUCCUCCAGCUGCAGGUGCUGCCCUCUUCCAGGAGCCAGGAGUUUGUGGUCAGGGUCCCCCUGGACAUGGUGGCCGGAUUCAAUACGCCGCUGGUCAAGACCAUCGUGGAGAUGCACAUGGAGUCGGAGGCGCAAGCCACCAUCGGAGUGGAGACCGUGGGAGGCCAGAGCCGCCUGGUCCUGAAGGACUGUGGCAGCAGCCAGGGCAGCCUGCGCAUCAGCCUGCUGGGGAGCUUCUCCUUCAUGGUCAACACGUUAGGCAACAAGAUCAUAAGCCUCUUGGUGCCAGCCCUGCCCAAGCUGGUGAAGAGCGAGCUGUGUCCUGUGAUGAAGGUGGCCUUUGAGGACCUGAGUGCAGAUAUCCUUGGUCUGAUCAAAGCGCCCAUUUCCGUCGGCUCUGAUCACCUGCAGUUCCACCUUCUGUCCACUGCCAUCGAGGAUAAAGUCAUCCAGCUGCACCUGGGGGCCAAGUUGCUGGACUCCCAGGGGAAGGUGACCAGGUGGUUCAAUGAGUCCAAGGCCUCGCUGACGACGCCCGCCCUGAACGGCGCCCCCUUCAGCUUUGCCGUGAGGCAGGACGUGGUCAACGCCGCCAUCGCCACUGUCAUCCCACCAGAGGAACUCAUGAUCCUGCUGGACUACGUGCUGCCCGAGCUGUCCCACAAGCUGAAGGCCAGCAUCAAGGAGAUCAGUGAAAAGGCCGCGGCAGAGAUGGGGGCCACAAAGAUCGUGAAGGUCCUCCUGCAGGAGUCCCCGGACUUCUUCCUGGAACAGGAUCAGGCCAAGGUGGCCCAAAUGGUCGUCCUGGAAGUGUUUGCCACCAACCAAGCCCGCCGCCCGUUCUUCACUCUGGGCAUUGAAGCCAGCUCGGAUGUACAGUUUCACACCGAAGGUGACCAGCUGAUCAUUAGCUUCGGUGAUAUCAGCUCUGAUCGGAUCCACCUGAUGAACUCGGGCAUCGGCCUGUUCAACCCGGAUCUCCUGAAACCCAUCAUCACUGAGCUCAUCAACGCCAUCCUGCUGCCCAGUGAGAACGGCAAAUUAAGAGUCGGGAUCCCACUGUCAUUGGUGAAAGGCUUGGGGUUUCAAACAGCUUCCUGGGCUCUGACCAAGGAUGCCCUUGUCAUCACACCCGCCUCCUCGUGAACCCUGCACCACCCUCCUCACUCAGUGACAUUGGACAGGGCCAGCCAG